Molecule: messenger RNA, 1077 nt
Organism: Schizophyllum commune H4-8
Lineage: Eukaryota; Fungi; Basidiomycota; Agaricomycetes; Agaricales; Schizophyllaceae
Exons: 1
Coding region: 118-747 (209 amino acids)
Source: RefSeq, a predicted model, not a curated record
CCGUUCUCAAGCUUACGGUCACGCUCUUACUCGACGACGCAUACCUGGCUCAUCGACGCAUCUUUCCUUGUCAUGCUCGCCUGGAUUUUCUCUCAUCAGAGUUGCUGACGUCCCGCGAUGCGUACUCGUUCUCGAAUCCUUCGUGGUCGUUCCCAAAAUUAUGGUCACGGCUUCGACGACGCACUUACUUGCUCAUUCUUCGCUCAUCCAUUCGUGAACCUUCCUCAUUCGCUCGGGCUCUCAACCCAUCAACGUCUCUUACGUCCUGGCAAGAACGUCUGGGAACGCAACCUACGUGUACCAUCGGGUCUAGCUGCACUACGCAUCCGCUUCCAUGUCCUAUGCGCCCCCGCUUCUAUGCCACAUACGUGUAAGCUUCAAUGCCAGCUCCUCGCAGAUCUCAGGCUAGCACCUCCUCAAUCGCACUGUCUGACGCUAUCGUCUCCAACGACGACCGAGAGUCUGUUCUUCGACGAUGGCCGAGCAUCUCCUAACGGCCGACUACUACGCUAUCGGCGUAUCCCCUCCGACGGCUAUCCUUGCUGCUGCGGCCCCUUAGCGCCUCUCACAAUCUCUUCAUCAACGCACAAGACCACCACCGUCUUCAAUGCGCACACGACCGCCUCAACGCCCGCUAUCGCACCUUUGUUCGCCGCCAUGGCAUCAACCGUUGGCCGCGACGUUUCUGUUCCUCGCUCGCCCUCCGUGGCGCUGCUUCUAGGAUGCCGAGCUCGACUUCUCAAUUGAAGGACCUGUGCUCUACUCGUACGACCUGUUCCCUAAGCUCAAUGACCUAUCCGUCACUCCGGCUUCUCAGCUUACGGUAAUGCAAUCCUCACUCCGCGCCACUGACCUCAGGUCCUGGGUGGGUCCCACGCGAAGUCAAGGCGUCUAAUUAUGCAGGGUCCCAUUUUUCCUUCACGCGGGACCGGGGUUCCUCAGUACAGGACGAAGCACCCUCCGGUACGACGAAUGCACGGCGAAGCCGUCGAAGCAACGUCCUUCUCACCUCCUUCCAUAUUUGUGCCUUCCCUCUAUUGACGCUCGGACCUAUCUAUGAACUUGAGCCCGCCGCGA